UCUCAAUCUCAUGCUUAUCAAUAACUUUGUAGUUAGAGUGAGCCGCCCUUGUUAGUAUGAUGCAGGAGCCACGAAAUAAGUCUGAAAUGAAUUUCGGCGCCUCUAUUUGGUUAAGCCACAGUCUCUGGUACCAAGUAAUUUCUGGUCUCUUUUUCUUCCUCUUCGUUGAGGUCACGCGGCACGCGAAACAGGCAAGGAGAAGUGUAAGGCCGCGUCUUUCCCGCAUUAUUAAAGUUGGUGCGAUUGUGGGCAGCGGCAGUCCUUUUCCCGUCUACAGCAAGAAAAUGAAGCAGGUGAAGCUUAUGGCUAGUUUUAGUCUUCACUUUCUUCACCUUACCCAGCACACUUUUCCUUUUCAUCUUCUAACUCAUAAAUAUGAGGGCAAAAUAGGGUCAAAGUCAAUGUCAAUUUGAACAACUACAACUAAAGCAAUCAUCAUAUGUGUUACGAGUCAGAACCGACAUACUGUAAACUAUUUACUUCAUCAAAAACGAGUUCAUCUAAGAAUUGUCCGGCAAAAGUUUCCGAUUACGUACCCAUUGCUGUGGAGCCAGAGAGAUACGAGUACGUAAAAUCCUCGCAGAAUAAUGGGGACUUCGGCUAUCUGCUUCUAAAACCAACAGGCUUGCUUUAAGGCGUUUUUUUAGUUGAAUUUCCAGCAUAAAUACUAAAUAGCAGUUGAUAUGUGCUGGGUACGGAAUGGGAGACACUCCAACAGCGGGUAGGUGUAGGACCAAAACACUGCGAAAAGAAGACGUUUCACUUUGGUCAUUCUGCAAACAAGCAACCUGCAUUGAUUCUUCUAACUCCCUCAAUCCUCACAACCUUCUGGCACAACAGAACAAAACCCAAAGGUCUCUUAUCCUUUACUGGUCUAUCUCCAUGGCGCUGGAGAGUCGGGAAGCGGUGAAGAGCCAGAAGGCGUCCUGCAAAUGGGCCAGACGGGUUCUGUUGUCAGCAUUAAGGAAGUUUUUUUGGUGAAAUGAUUUUUUAAAUAACGAACUGGGAGUCCGACUUUCGGUGAGUUCAUUUUUUUGAACAACUAGGCUAUACCAUUUGUUGAUUGCUCAAGUUUAUACCCACUUCUCUCACUUCUCGAUUUCGAACAAGCGGGUAAAGAUAUGUGCUCAGAGAAAAGAAGACUCCUACUCCUAUGUGCUCAGACUCCUACUCCAUUGAAACUAGCUCUAACAUCCUUCUCUCCGGACAUUGUAAAGUAAUGAAGGCUGGCACUUCCUAUUCAAGCGAUCCUACGAAUCUCGCAGAAGUGGAUUGCGAACGAUGCGAGAUCAGCCCUAGCAUCUUUGAGACCCUGCGGAAUGAAUUCGUCGUAUUAGCACCACGUACGAAUCGAGGUUGGCGUGGCCAAGCGGUGAGGACCUUUGUGAAGAAUUUUUUGCAAAGAUAUGCUGAAGCACUUUAAGUAUUUUACUGGGAGGCGCUUUGCAUAUGAUUAUGAAAAUAUGAAACCCCUAAAAAUUGUUAAAAAUGGUGGAUUUACAGACCGUCACUAUGCCCCUUGCUUCAUAUUUCUGCAUUACAAGCACCUCCCCCCCGUAGGAGCUAUACCUCUUUGCCCUCCUCCUCCCCUUCUUCUCAUCCGCCGGAGAAUGAUGCGGCUGCGGAAGACGCGGUAGGCAUGACGCUGGCCGUCUGUACAUUUCAUUCUGCUGCGCUCGCGCGCUCAGUAGACACGCAAUGCCUACAAUAGCAGGAGUGUGCGUUGUAUGUGUACGCAACGCGCUCCUGCUGGCUGGGACUGGCGGCGGACGUGGACUUGGACAGGUAUGUUUUAUUUUAUGCUUUCAUGUAGAACUUUCUUUGAUACACUUUCGCCCUGCAGUUGUAUACUAUAAGUAUAGAUAUAGUUAUAUAAGAGUAUGAACUUCCGCAGCGGAUGACGAUGCAAUGACGCGCCCAGGUGCCCACUGAUUGUCGCGCCAUCUGCGACAGGCGUUGCGGGUAGACCUCUCGGGGGGCCUCGGGCUCUCCGAAAAAAUCGGCCCACCGCGCGUGGUGGGUGGAUUUCGGCUUGGUGCAGUGCGCUUCUAGGUCGGCUCGGUGGCAGGUGGAACACUCGGUGACGUUCGUGCCCCUCGAGAAAUCCGCCCACCACGCUUGGCAGGUGGAUUCUGGGAUUCCAGAUCUGGGAUUCCAGAUUGCGCUUUCCGGUCGGCUUGGUAGCAGGUGGAAUUCUCGAGGACCUUCGUGUUUCCCGAGAAAUCCACCCACCGAGCUCGGUGGGUGGAUUUUGGGAUGGCAAAUUGCGCUUUUCGGUCGGCUUUGUGUGUGGCAGGUGGAAUUCUCGGGGACCUUGGUGUUCCCCGAGAAAUCCACCCACCACGCGUGGUGGGUGGAUUUCUCGGGCAGCUGAGGGGUGCCCGAGAUCCAAAACGGGUGAAAAAGCGUUAAUUUUGGGUGAAGAGGCGCUGUUUUGGAUCCCGGGGGCCUAUCGCCUCCCCGAGAAAUCCACCCACCAAACUUGGUGGGUGGAUUUUGGGAUGGCAGAUUGCGCUUUUCGGUCGGCUUGGUUGCAGGUGGAUUUCUCGGGGCGCUUUGGGUUCCCCGAGAAAUCCACCCCCCGAGCUUGGUGGGUGGAUUCUGGGACCCCAGACUGCGCUUUUCGGUCGGCUUGGUAGCAGGUGGAAUUCUCGGGGACCUUCGGGGCCCCCGGGUGGAUUUUGGGAUGGCAGAUUGCGCUUCUCGGUCGGCUUGGUUGCAGGUGGAAUUCUCGGGGACCUUCGUGUUCCCCGAGAAAUCCACCCACCAAACUUGGUGGGUGGAUUUUGGGAUGGCAGAUUGCGCUUUUCGGUCGGCUUGGUUGCAGGUGGAUUUCUCGGGGCGCUUUGGGUUCCCCGAGAAAUCCACCCCCCGAGCUUGGUGGGUGGAUUCUGGGACCCCAGACUGCGCUUUUCGGUCGGCUUGGUAGCAGGUGGAAUUCUCGGGGACCUUCGGGGCCCCCGGGUGGAUUUUGGGAUGGCAGAUUGCGCUUCUCGGUCGGCUUGGUUGCAGGUGGAAUUCUCGGGGACCUUCGUGUUCCCCGAGAAAUCCACCCACCACGCCGGGUGCGUGGAUUUCUCGAGGCGCUUCUGGUUCCCAGAGAAAUCCACCCGCCGACCGAGCGUGGUGGGUGGAUUCUCGGGCAGCCAGUGGCUUCGUGAGGUCCACAGACAUCGUCUUUUUGUAUCGUCUUCCAGAGAGAGUAGCCGGCCUCAGAAGUCGAGACGCAGUUGCUUUUUUCUGUUCUAUUUCUUGGAGCUUUCUUGUUUCUUUGCUAGAUUUAUACUAGUUGCUUUUCUUCGUUUGCGCGUUUCUUCAUCGAAGAUUUUAGGAUGGAGAGGAAGAGAGAUCGACUACUUCAGCGAGAGAUGCUUUAGAACGAUUCUUUGUCAGAGGGCUUGCGUUUUUUGUCAUGAGAAGUAAGAGAGCAAAACGCUUUAUUUUUUUUAGUUUUGUUUUGUGCGAUCAUGAGCUAGACUUGCUUCUUUUUGUUGCUUCGAUGAGUUUGCUUUCGUAGUUGUAGGUAGAAUCUUGGUCGAGCCGUAUUUCUAUAUGCUUGCUGAGUUACACUUCCUGCCAUCAUGCGCACGCACUGAUGAGCGCCUCGUUUAUCUUGCCCAAUUCUUUACACCCAGGUCAAUAUCGAUCGGACCCAGACGGCCGCGUGACUGAGUUCCUUUCGACGAUCCCUCGUUUCGAGGCCGUUUAGAAAGAUCGACUGCCGUCCAAGCAUCCAGCCGCCGCCGUCUUCUGCUGUUCCCGGUUCUCAUGCGCUACAUUGUAGGGUAUGUUGGGUGUUCCGCAGCGAUCCCAGCGACCCGGAGGUGCGGCCGUGGGGGCUGAUGCUUGGGCCCCUACCAGCUGGCCGCGACAACCCCAAUAGUCGGAUAUUUAGUGAGCUUUGUAACCACAAUAUCUACCACCAUUUUUAGCAUGAUUAGAUAUGAAAAAUUACGUCUCAACAGAAAUUCUGAGUUGAAAAUCUUGCCUACUUACAGGCUUUCCGCUAAAAGGGGACCAGCGGAAAUUAAAAGUCUAUAUUCGUGUAAACAUCCUCGUCUAUAACAGACAAGGCGAUCGACGAAAUCUGCAACAGACGACCUGGUCUUAUGAUGCGAGAGCCAUGUUUUGUGUCCUCUAUUGGUAUUUCGAUUCCGCAGAAGCUGCAAACCACUGGUGUAGUGCCGAUGAAGCAUCAACUACUUCAGUUUAUCGAAUACUACGAACUGAAUCUCAGCAAACUUCAGCUUCAUCAACUACAUGUUGCUGUUUCUACUAAGAUUCGCUAAAAAGUUGAUGUUGUGACCAAUUAUUUCUAACCACCUUCGCCACCGCAGUACCCGUUUGCGCAGCAGGGGAUGUAGAUGCAUCCAAAGUGCCGUUAGAAACCUCUAUUUGGGCUUGGCAUGCAGUCAAUGACCAAGUCGUUCCCGUUGAAUAUACAGACGAUUAUGGCCGCUUAGUUUUUCGUUUAUCUUGGUUCGUUUUUGGUUUUUAGUUUAUCUUGAUUCGCUGUUGAAAUAACAGAUUAUAGUUGGGGCAUACGGCUACGCUCUCUGACCCCUGGUUGCCGCUCUCUGUCCCCUGGUUCGACACGCGCUUAUCUUCCUAAGAUGCAUGGCUUCUAAGAUGUAGGUUUAUAAGUGCUGCGCUUCUUCUUCUAAGAUGGAGCAGUGAAUGCUCUGAAGACUUACCGCACCGCCGCUCAAAGAGGAGGAAAAAGCACACAUGACCUCGUGAAGUACACGCGCGAUUCGAAAGCACCAGCCCCAGCAGGAUGGCCGCAAUAUCCAGGCCAUGCUGGGUGGGUCUCAGCUUACCGCAAAGAGGAGCUCUAUCGAUGGAUGCUAGAGAAAAAGGUCGUUCUUGACACAUUAAGAGCAAGGACUACGGGAACAAAAAAGCAAGAACUUUUCUUGUAAGAUGGUGACCUUUGAUGUCGAAGACGUAAUAAUUGUGAAGACGACGAAAUAUAUAUCUACUAGAAGAUGCAUGACAAUGUGGAUGUUGUAUGCAGGAAUUUAACAAGAGCGGGUGUAACGACGCAGCAAGAACUUUUCUUGUGAGGUAACGUGGCAGUCACCAAGAGGUCUAGCACGUCUAACCAGGAAUCUUUUGAAAAAGUGCCCAUCUUUAAACGCUAUCACAUGCACUAACGAACGUACCCAUACCAGCUGCACAGAGGUACAGGGGGG
Messenger RNA from Amoebophrya sp. A25, 5195 nucleotides. Lineage: Eukaryota; Dinophyceae; Syndiniales; Amoebophryaceae. The record is from the annotation of a GenBank genome assembly.